Linum tenue is the source of this 2002-nucleotide messenger RNA. The record is from the annotation of a GenBank genome assembly. NCBI's taxonomy places the organism in Eukaryota, Viridiplantae, Streptophyta, Magnoliopsida, Malpighiales, Linaceae.
CUAAAAAGUGCCCGAAAACAACGCUACGGAGCCAAGUCCGUGGUAUUCGUCCCGUUGUGUGUGUGGAGAAAUGUUGCAGAAGGAAAUGGAUUCCUCCAGAAGCGGCGCCAGAGAAGAUCUCCAGCACUAUUAUCAUUAUGUAUGUUUCUGUUACUACUGCCAAAAUCUCCAUAUGAAAAGCUAAGCUAGGCAGUCGUUCCUCUUUUUGUCUCCAUAUAAUCGUUCCUUCUCGCUCUCCCGCGCGCGCUCCCUCCGCCGGCCGAUCCGUUUCCCGCCUUGCCGUCUUCCCAAGCCAGAAGAAAUGAGUCUCGGCAGCAUAUCGUCGAAGCCGCUGAGCUUCUGUCUCCAUAACCGCUACGUUCUCGCGAAGAACCAGUCGCAGCAGCGAUUUCUGGCUCUCGAACAACGCCGUUUGCGCUGCUCCAACCUGUCUUGGACAACUCCUCGCUUCUCCAGCUCGCUCAGCUACAAUCCUCUCAGUUUCGGAAUCAAGAGCAAUGACGAAGCUAUUUUGAGGAACAAGACGGUGGAAGGGAGGAAGAAGACGAGCACCGUUUGCUCUGCGGUGGCGGUCAGUACUGCUCGCAACCUCCAGUGGAUCUCCACCAUUGCUUCCAUAGUGCUGAUGCUUUCCAAGGGUACGGCUGUCAACAAAUGCCUUCUCGUUCCCCUCCUUGCGUUACAGGCGCCUACUGCUGUGGUCUCUUGGGUUAAGGGUGAAUAUGGUGUGUGGGCUGCAUUUAUGGCGCUUCUCGUACGCCUCUUCUUCUUUAUUCCCGGUGAAUUAGAGUUGCCAUUUAUGGCUUUGCUCUUGGUCAUAUUAGCUCCUUACCAGGUUCUGAACCUAAGAGGAACACAAGAAGGUGCUAUUAUUAGUUUGGCGAUUGCAGCUUACCUGGCUUUCGAGCAUUUUUCACGAGGAGGCAACAUGCAGAAAUCGUUUGAGCAAGGUUCAAUUGUGGCCACUGUAGCUACCAUCUGUAUUGCAGUUGCCUCGUGCUUACUCAUGCUCUGAACUCCAUAUAAAUCACUAGUUCAUAUGAUAUUUGUUUGUCUCAGUUCCUAAAUAAGGUUUAUGGUCAAGGGAAGAGACGUUUCUCUACACUUGUUUGGCCUGUUACAGGGUGUGAUCUCUGCAACAUGCUUCUUGAAUAUGUAGGAAUUGAAUAUAUAAUGAAUGGGGAAGAAAAUAGUAAGCUUUAUAUUUUCAAUCAGGUCAUGUGGAUGUUCUUUCUUCAAUACAAUAAGCGCCCGCUUUCUUUGCAAAUAAAAUGCCAACCGAAGGUGGGAGUAUUCAGAGACUUCUUGAAGCUUUCACAGAUGGUUUGUGAGGAUGAAAGACCCAAGAAUGCCAGUUACUGAAAAGUGGAUCAAUAGGUUUGAUGGAAAGGAGGUUGCAGUGCUGGGAAGACCUGUUGGCUCUGCUACACCGAAUGUUGUUGGUGGCCCACCGAAUCCUCCUGGUGGCCCUCCGAACCCUGCUGGUGGCCCUCCAGUACCAGGCAUCGUCAUUGUUGGCGGACUCAUAGUAGUUGGGGGCAUAAAUGUUGGCGGUGGAUAUGCUGGAGGACUCAUGCUGGGCUGGCCCUUGGAUGAUGAAAAGCGACAGCUCCCGUUACUUGGGUCAGUGCUAGUGAGUUGUGCAGCUCCACCAAAAGCGCAGCUGGUAGGAGAUGGAUUCUUCUGGUAGUAGUCAUUAAAGGCAUAAGAAGCAUGAUCUCUGAGAGUGUUUGGGUUGUAACAACUCGCUCCCGACUGAAUCGCCGAGCAAUCUGCUCCUCCAUAACCGCAAGCAUAAUCAAGUGCCACCUGCAAUGCAGUUUCUGAAGCAGACGGGCUCGCUAUACACCACUGCCCCCCCUCCUCCUCCUCCUCCUCCUCCUCCACCACCACCACCUCCUGGUCCUGUUGGAGCUGUGGGUUGCUGGUUUCCUGACAUAGGAGGGGCUGGAGGCGUUGUGGUGGGGAUCGUAGUUGGUGUUGGAGGUGAGUCUGUAGGAUU